AUGGCCGGAAUACCCCCCCACACACCAGGUGUUUCCCUGCAGCCUGACCAGCGUGAGGCAUUGGCAACACCUGCUGCCCCACUCACACCAGAUCGCUUACCAAUUCGGCGCCGUUACAAGCACCCGCUGGCCCGCGCGCGCGCUCCAUCCCCACGCCGCUAUCACUCCGCUGACUCAAAAACAACCCAGGACUCCAAAACACCGCCGCACAGUCUUUCUGGACCUGUUGAUCGCUCGAGGUGCAAGAUGAUACAGGAGCCAUAUCUCCAGCGACCUCAAACAUCAGAUCCUGCGACCACUAACAUCGACGGAAAUCAGCUAAACGGCAUGGGCGGGCGCGAGGGGCAGGGGCGUGGAGCAGAGGGCCAGGGGCAGGGGCAAGGGGGCGAGGAGCAAGGGGCAGGAGCAAGGGGCAGGGGCGAGGAGCAGGGGCGGCAUGGGCGGAGCAAGGGGCGAGGGGCAUGGGGCAUGAACGAGGGGGCAAGGGCGGCCGAAGUGGGCGGCAGUGCAACAUAG
Messenger RNA from Penaeus vannamei (Pacific white shrimp), 516 nucleotides. The record is from RefSeq and is a predicted model, not a curated record. Lineage: Eukaryota; Metazoa; Arthropoda; Malacostraca; Decapoda; Penaeidae.